AUGGACCCAACCCUCGAUCCCCCGCUCCCACCACCCCCGCGUCGCAUUCACCACCGCGCCUCGCCAACCCGCCGCCGCGACCAUUACCAAAACAACCACAACCACCACUACCGCCUCACCGCCACCGCCACCGCGCGCUCCCGCUGCGACGACCGCUCCAGCCAACCCUCCAGCGACCCGGCCUUCUUCUCCAGCGACGAUGUCCCCGGCUCCGGCGGCUUGGAGAACUACACCGGUUCUGCUGCUGCUACCCACGCAAACGCUACAACACAUCACCACCAUACUUCCGGAGCUGGGGGCUUGGCGGGUAGUCGGAAGCGCCGGUAUCGCGGGACGUGGUGGGGGGAGAAGAUGAUGUCGUCCGGGGGGCAUCAACAGCAACAGCCAUCGGGGCAGGAAGGGGCUAAGCGCAAUAAGAGGGUGGAUUUUCGGGAGAAGAGGUUGGUGGAUAGUGGCGUUUGGAUGGGGAGUGAUGAUUCCUUGGCGGGUGGGUUUUUGGGCUCCGAUGCGUCGUGGGGGGAGGAGGUUUGGGCGCAGUUUGUUGGGGGAGGGGAGGGGGAGGGGGCUGAUGGGAAGGUGUUUGGGGAUGGGAAUGGGAUUGGGAGAAGGGGGGAGGAGGGGGAGAGAAGGUCUGAUGGUGAGGUUGGGGGUGAGGUGGAGGUCGAGCAGCAACAGAAGCAGCAGCAGCAUUGGGGGGAGCAGGUUUCUGGGUUUGCGAGCUCGCAGGGUCAGGGGCAGAGGGGUACCUUGCUGGGCCUGGGAGGGUUGAGGCGCGGGAUCGAGGAAGAGCCCAGGGAGCAUCAGAUCGCGCGGGCGAUUGUGAAUGAUUGUCUGGAGCGGGGGGAUGAUAGUGUGGACUUGAGCGGCGGAAACCUCCGCAGCAUCCCGUCCGGCCUGCUUCGUCCGCUGCAGCACCUCACCAAACUCCCCGCCAUCAAGGAACCCCCCGUCACGGAAGACGUCUACACCUCGCUCGAGCCGUUCCUGAGGCUGUUCCUCGCGGGGAACGCCCUGCCCAAGCUGUCCGGCGAGCUCUUCGAGCUGGACACGCUGCGCGUCCUGAGCCUGCGCAACAACAAGCUCACCGAGAUCCCGCCCGCGAUCCGCCGCUUGACCAUGCUGCAGGAGGUCAAUCUGUCCGUAAACCGGCUGCGCAGCCUCCCCUGGGAGCUGUUGUGGUUGAUCCGCAAAGGCGACCUGAAGCAUCUCACCGUGCGGCCGAACCCGCUCCUACAGAUCGACGAUGGAGCCCACGACCCCGAGGCCGCAGUGGCCGAGUGGCACGUCCCCCGCGAGGAGCUGCGAUCGUGCGUCUACGAGGGCCCCGCGCCCGAGGAAGCCUGGGCCCCCGUGCAUGUCGCCACGGGCCCCGUCCGCCGCUACAAUGCCGAAGGCGUGCUGCUGCCGCCGGCCGGCAGCAGCACCAGCACCAGCACCACCAGCUCGCAGCCAACGGCAAUGGAGCUCGAUGCCGACACCGACACCGACGCCAACCCCCAAGACCGCCCAGGCCCAACACCCCCAGCUGCCUCGCGCGUCCCCUCCCUCCGCGAAGUCGCCCUCCUCUCGCUCACCCGCUCCCCGUCCUUCGAUCUUCUCUCGGACGCCGAGCUGGCCGGCUACCCGGCCCUGAUGCUGCGGCUGCUGCGCGAUGCAAGGGAGGUGCGCGCCGGCGGCGGCCGCAGCUGCUCCGUGUGUCACCGCGGGUUCGUGCUCGCGCGCACCGAGUGGAUCGAGUGGUGGGACUGCAGCACGUACGAGAAUGGGUUGAAGGGCCCGCGGCCGUCCGGGGAGGGGCUUCGGCCAUUGCCCUUCCGGCGGUUGGGGUGUAGUUGGGGGUGUGUGCCGGGAGCUGAAAUCUGA
Messenger RNA from Aspergillus aculeatus ATCC 16872, 1863 nucleotides. Its product is annotated as leucine-rich repeat domain-containing protein. Gene Ontology annotation, molecular function: protein binding. Lineage: Eukaryota; Fungi; Ascomycota; Eurotiomycetes; Eurotiales; Aspergillaceae. The transcript has 2 exons. Bases 1 to 1863 code for a protein of 620 amino acids. The record is from RefSeq and is a predicted model, not a curated record.